Molecule: messenger RNA, 1460 nt
Organism: Lactuca saligna
Lineage: Eukaryota; Viridiplantae; Streptophyta; Magnoliopsida; Asterales; Asteraceae
Source: the annotation of a GenBank genome assembly
ACUCAUUCUUGGUUCACUCCCAAAAGCUCCAGAGCAACUUGUUUGGUGUGGAAUGGACAGUGUAUUGUUGUAUUGGGAUGAUAUGCUCUAGAGCAACUUGUUUGGCAUGUGGAAAUUGCCAGAUGGUGUUGUGCCAGCCAAGUGCAAGACUCACUGAAGGAUGUUCUUUUAGAAGCAAGGGAGACUGAUCUUGUUGCUUGCUUUUAUGGCUGGUUAAUCAGAAGCUGCUUUGGUGCUAUUACUUAAAAGGGGUAUUUUAGUCAAGUGCAUAGUUGGCAGAGAUUCAAUUUGUAUGUAUAGGAACAGCUCGUCUCCUUGUCUCAUCUGAUCAAACUAUAAGAACAGAAACCAGUGCUCAGAUUCUUAUUAUGAAGGAUAAUCAUUUAGUUCUUUCAUUUACAACGGUAUUACUUGUUCCCUCUUCUCACAUGGACUCCAUAAUUUUUGAAAUGAGGCGAAUCACUCAAGCUAAUAUUCACAAUCUUUCAAAACAAUACCUUCCAAAAGUGGCCAAACUUGAUGAUGAAAUGCUGAUGGUUAAAAAGUUGGCAGAAAAAUUGAAGACGAACCCUGAUAAGGGAAUCCAUGAAGAUGAGUCGAGCAUAUUAGAGAGAAAAACUGUGUUUGGGUCAAACACAUACCCAAGAAGAAAGGGAAACAACUUUUGGUCUUUAUCGCAUUUGGGACGUUUCCGCGAGGAGUUUUUGAGCACGUCCAAGUCAGCACAUCUCCAUGUUGGCGAUCCGUGCGUGACAUGCGCAUUACAUGAUAUAUUUAAAGCUUUAAACACAACUUCUACAGACUCCAAAUCUCAAGCUGUUGCCCCUACUGCUCUUAGAAUCGCUCUCGGCAACUUGUAUCCACAUAGUAGUUUUUUUCAAGAGGCACAAAUGAAUGAUGCUUCUGAAGUGUUGGGAGUGAUAUUUGAUUGUUUACACCGUGAAGGUUGUGAUCCCCAGGAUGGUGGUUGUGGGAAGCUUAACUACAUUCAUCAUAUUCUUUCUACUCCGCCUCAUAUUUUCACAACAAUACUUGGAUGGCAGAAUACUUGUGAAAUUGUUGAAGAUAUAAAUGUGACAUUGGCAGCCUUAUCUACAGAAAUUGAUUUAAGUGUUCUUUAUCGUGGACUUGACCCAAACAACAGGCGCACCCUUGUUUCAGUGGUAUGCUAUUAUGGGCAGCAUUAUCAUUGUUUUGCAUACAGCCAUGCUCGUCAACGAUGGGUCAUGUAUGAUGACAAAACUGUCAAGGUAAUUGGAAGAUGGGAGGAUGUGGUUUCAAUGUGUGAAAAAGGGCAUUUGCAACCUCAGGUAAUGUUGAUGGAAGAAAGGAAUAUGAAGCCACUUGAUACAAAUCUUGCAGCAUUAUCAGCAAGAUGCAGUAAAGACUUGGAGUUGAAUUUAGCUAAGUCAUUCUUGAGUGAGAUGGGCCAAUAUACAACUACUUAUCCAUAUAAUUAG